Messenger RNA from Mizuhopecten yessoensis (Yesso scallop), 7249 nucleotides. RefSeq lists its product as uncharacterized. Lineage: Eukaryota; Metazoa; Mollusca; Bivalvia; Pectinida; Pectinidae. Bases 117 to 2120 code for a protein of 667 amino acids. Gene Ontology annotation, molecular function: DNA-binding transcription activator activity, RNA polymerase II-specific; RNA polymerase II cis-regulatory region sequence-specific DNA binding. The transcript has 7 exons. Gene Ontology annotation, biological process: positive regulation of transcription by RNA polymerase II. The record is from RefSeq and is a predicted model, not a curated record.
GACCAAUGUUACGUUUUGCAUAUAUGAAAACGUCUUAAGAUAAUGUUCUGAAGCGUACGAAUACAAAAACGUCUUCAAAAACGAAAAAGACCAAGUGAACAUUCUGGAACCACUCAAUGAGGAUGAGAGAAGUAUUAAAGCCUUUACCUGAUGACAACAUUCUGAUUGUGACAUGUGGAAGUUUGAUUGGAAACCUCCACCGAGAUAGGUUCUUCUGUCCAGGUAUUCACCGUGAAUGCAUUGAGGUCAAUGGCACUUUUAUCACCCCUAAGCGAUUUUCAGUUAUGGGAGAAAAGGCAAGACUAAAAGAUUGGAAAAACGCUGUGCGGCUCAAUGGUUUUCAGUUGAGAAAGUACAUUGACUCUGGUAUCCUGAAAUUCAGCAAUCAUGAUAGCAUGUGUACAGGACGUUGUGUUGCGAGGGCACCGGGGGCCAGGUCAGGACCAGCAGCCGACAGCCUGUUGCCUUCAGACUCCAAGUCCAGUGCAACUCGUCCCCUGGGAAUGUUCACCACAUUAUCAGGAAACAACAUAAUGAAGAUUGAAAAAGUCCCUUCUGAUUUAUCUUGGUCAUACGAAAAUGGGGAGGAGGAGGAAGAUGUGAAGCCUGAUGUCAAUCAGCUCCAGUUUCAGAUGCUUCAGGCUCAGAAUAUGGCCGCCAGCAAGGCCAGUACAUAUGUGCGGUCAAGUCCUACGUCUAGGGUGGCCAAGAAGCUGGCACCACAAAUUUAUCCAACACUCAUUACACCUGUUCCCAUGGUGGCACCAGAUGAGGGACCAGAGGAUAUCACCGAGGAAGAUUGUGAAGACCGUCUACUCUGGAAAGGAAUUGUGGAACUUGGUCUUGUUGAUGAAUUCUUCAGAGAAAUCAAGGCAUCUCUAGAUGCACUGAAGAAUGGAAUGAUCAAACGACGUGUGCCUUUAGCAGACUCAAGAAAGAUCUCUGUGAUCGUAAAGCAGCUAGGCCUAAUGCAGAAGCUCAAAUACAAGCUGGAGGCCCACCAAACAGACAUGGAGAGGCAGAGGCUGAAACUGGACCGUGAUAUGGAAGAAUUACAGAGGAAGGUGCGUGAAUUUGAAGCAAAGAAAGCACUUCUAAAGAGGAAGUCUGAGUGCUUUGAGCAGCUACUAGAUAUCACAGCUCCAAAGACAGAGUCAGUGUGGGGGGAAGAGGAAGGAUCUCCGUCUGGAUACAAAAGAGUGAACAUGAACCAGAUUGAAAACGAAGCAGGGCAACUUGUGGUGUUUCCCCAGCAAAUGUCCUCUGUGCAGAACAUUGACAGCUCUGAAAUGUCUGCAAAUUCUGUCUCGGCAGAGGAUUCCGUUCCUGAUGACAGAGGUCACUAUGUAGUCAACCUGGCAAAUAACGAGUCAGCUUCAUCAACCAAUAGUUAUCCUGAAGAUCUGUCUAAGUCUGCCUCGCAACACCAGUUAACUGGUAAUACUGAGGUAGACAUGAGUUACAUUAUUACUCCAGCAGAGGAUCUGUCAGUGCCGACUGUUUUAAGUGACUGUACAGAGGAACAAGAGAUGAAUGGAGAAAGCAAGAAGCAUUCAAAUGAUAAUUCCAUUGACUUGCAAGGGGAUGAUGAUUCAUUUGCAGAGGCCAAAUACACAGGUAUUAAGAUCAAAGUACGCAGGGGCCGAAAACGCAAACCGAGGGAGAUUCCAAGGGUUGAUCCAGAAGAAGAAUUUGUUAUAAAGAUGGAAGAAGCCAUGGAUGAAGAAGGAGAAUCAGGUCUGAAUUAUGCAACAGGGUCAAACGAUUCUCCUUGUGAUUAUGCAAGUGGACGUGACACUGAUACAGUGAACAAUGGGGGUGGACGUGACACUGAUACAGUGAACAAUGGGGGUGGACGUGACACUGAUACAGGGUUACAGGAAGGACAGGAAAUCCCGCUUCAGCAGACAGCAGAUCACACAAUCUCCGAAUCGCAAGGGGAGGGGGAUGAUUUGACAAUUGGGACCAGUGCCACACAAGACUGUGAACAAAUUACCCAAAGUCCAUGCAAGCUCAGUUUUGAUUUCACCGGUGCCAAAGUCAAUCGUAGAGGAAGAAAGAGGAAAUCCAGAGAGAUGACACGGGAGGAAGAUUCUAGCCCGUCAUCAUUACCACUAUAGGUUCAUAUGUAGUGAAAGUUGUCUAAUCUGACUACCUGUUGAACAUUUUGCCAGAUUAGACAAAGUGUCAGAAUACACAGGUAUAAUGGGUAGUUCUUAUCAGAAAUGGGAUUACUGCCAUAUGUUCAAUUAGACAGGAUUUGGAGUUGAAAUGUUUUAAUGAUUUUUGACAAUACCUGUAUAAUAUUAAAUCACUGUUGAAACAUGACAGUUGAGUCUCAUGACAAAGUUUUCAGGACUAGGUGUUAUACAAUGGCUAGUUGUGACAAUUGCAAAUCAGAUAGGAUGUUUCCGAACUACAUUCAAAGUAUCAGUGAGUUAUAUCUUAAUCAUGUAAUGAUUUCAGUCUUAACAACAUUCAGUGUGCUUACAAAGCUGAAGGAAACGGUACUUUUUUGCUGAUAGUUUGUCUUUGUAAAACAACAUAAUUUGUUUUCACUUGAGAUCGUAUAAUUUUAUCUUCAGCAUGACUUCCAAUUCCCGAAUUGCUAUGCUUUCUUACUGUUUCUGUUUUUUAAUACCGGGUAGUUACUGUACCCCAACACAAAAUAAUUGUGCAACUAAAUUUUAUGUGUUAUAUACCCCUGGUAAUGAUGGGAUAUUUUUCUUUUUGAAAGAUUAAAUAAACAUAAGAAAAAAUGAUAAUUACUAAAAAGGAAUUACCCAUAGUGAAAGUAUGAUGACUAACUACCAUAUGAGGCAUUUUGGGUAAAAAAAUGUUAUUCAUUUGAAUUAGAAUUGGAUUGAUUCAUGAUCAACUCAGGUGCUUGAAAUGAACGCUGCUGAUGAAUAACAUUAACAUUAACAAAUCUGCAUUUCGAGCUAUUUUGUUACUGAUUUUAUAUAUUUUAUGCUCUUAGAUCAUUGUCCUUAAAGACUUUUUUUACUUCUUUAGCACUAAGGCUUUUUUAUCAUCUUUAGAUAAUAAAAAAACAACCUGUUUGCCAAAAAAUUGCUCUUUCUAUAAACUUUAUAUAAGCAUUUAAUAAGAAUUAACAACUUUCAAUGGGUGUAAUAUUUUAUGAUACACUGAAGCUGCUAUGCAGUAUGAUAACAUUGUCACAAUUUCAAUAUAUAAAAUGUAGUACAUGUGUUAUCAAUUUGGAUGUCACAAGGAACGAUGCUGUAGCAUCAUAGAUACAUGGCAAAGACAAAACUGAGUUCUCCUAUCUUAAAAUUAAAAAUGGGUUCUAAUGUCCAAGUCACUGUUUCUAAAAAAAGGAAAAUGAAGGAUUUACUUUAUGAUUAUUGUAUUGUUCUUUCUGACCUUCCAGUGUUAAUGUUUGUGGUAAUUAGAUGUUAUCAUACAGUGUGUCAUUUCCAUGUCAUACUCGGUAUCAAUUUCAGCCCACCAUAUAAGUCAGAUGGGGUUAGAUUUAGACUUUUGGAUUCUGUUUUAUAAUGGUAAACCAAUAAUUCUGAAAUCCAAAAUGAUCACUGGCUUUUGUUUGGGGAUUAGUAAUAUGGAUGGUAGAUACGGUAAGACAAAAACCAGGGUUCUUACUUGUCAUUGGUCUAUUUGUACAUGUGUUGGGUGUGCAUACAAAGAAUUGCAAAUUUGACCCUUUUCUAUUUGAUUUUUAUGAAACUCAAUCAUUUCAUAAAAAUCUAAUGUGUAAUAGGAACUGUUAUCAUGUCAUAAUGCAUAGUAUAGGUGUUUUUUAAAAGAGAAAGUCACAGGGUUAUUGAUAAAAAAUUAAGUGAAUGGAAUUUAUUACCUCAUAUCUGAUAAAUGAUAACAAUUUGGGGGGAAAAUGUCCUCUGUACUAAGCCUGUCUGCUCCAUUUCUUUAAUGUUUUAUAGAACAUAAUGAAUUCUACAUAAACAAAUGUAUUGAUAAAUUGAAAUCCAGUUUUGGAAUUUGAAAUCCAUGAAUGUGUCUAGUAACAUAAAGGUUAGGAGUUGGUUAUGUCAUUGGGGUGUAAGAGAUGAGGUUUAAAGGUUAGGAGUUGGUUAUGUCAUUGGGGUGUAAGAGAUGAGGUUUAAAGGUUAGGAGUUGGUUAUGUCAUUGGGGUGUAAGAGAUGAGGUUUAAAGGUUAGGAGUUGGUUAUGUCAUUGGGGUGUAAGAGAUGAGGUUUAAAGGUUAGGAGUUGGUUAUGUCAUUGGGGUGUAAGAGAUGAGGUUUAAAGGUUAGGAGUUGGUUAUGUCAUUGGGGUGUAAGAGAUGAGGUUUAAGCUGAUAUGUCCAGCAUGCACUUAUAUUAGAUACUCGGGAACAAUGUAGUUACUUUAUAAUAGCAAAAGUAAGACUUAUCUUAAAGACUAGAACUUUGAUAAUAAUUGAUCACAUGUCUGGCAGAUACACACAAACUGACUGUCAGGUAAUUGUUGGCUCACAAGCUGUAGAUUAAUCUUCUAGUAAGAGUAACUAAUUAUAACCUUAAGAAAAACUGAUGGCCAAAUAUUUUCCAACAUCUACUUAACCUUAUUUUUUUUGGACUUUAUUAAAUCUUAAAGCAGAAAAUUUUCUCUGUGUAAAUUGUUCACAGCAAAAGUAACUAUAUACAUGGCUGGCUUCAAUAGUGGAUUUUAUAGACAGGUGGUUUCUAAGGGAGGUUUCAGUCGAGGGAUAUCUUAAUAAUAAACAUGUAUGUUUGCUAUUUACCUUUAAUGUUCACCUUGGUUCACACUCCCAGGAAUUGUUAUUUCAAUUUUCACAGUUUUUGAUAACAUGCAUCUUGAAGCAAUAAGAAUUGUUUUGAUUUCACUAAUUAUGAUAAACUUGAUAUAAGAAUUAACUCAUUGUCCUGAAGUACGUCCCUGUUUUUGGUGUGUGAGUUAAAUCUUGUUUUGAAGAGCCAUGAUGUAUUUUUGCAACUUGUGUUUGUGAUAUUGGGUUUUGAUAAUCUACCACAAUCUUAUGUAAUGUAAAGUCCAAUAGAUAUCUCUGACAUAAAGUACAAUUAGAAUGAAAGAUUAUAUGAAGAUUUCAUUUCUAGCUAGAUGGUACUGUCCCUUGUUGGCCGUUUUUGUCCAUUUGUAGUUUACACCGUGAAUCUGUGUGCAUGGUUACGGUUUAAUGUCUGUUCUGUUACAAAUUUUUUACAAAUUAAAGGAACAAGAAGUUCUUUCUUGAGUAUGAAGCAUUCACUUAUCAUGAAAUUUUAUUUGUUAUAUGAAAUAUAAUUCAUACAGGAUAUUAUAUGUUUUCAAAUGUAGAUAUGUAGAUUUUGAAUAGACACUGAAGGUAUAAUGUAAACAAAGUACAGAAUGGUUCUUAGUGAUUUUGGCAGUUUUCACAUAUUAAUUAGCUGUAACAUUCAAAUAAUCUUAAUUCUUUAUCCACUUAAUACUGUAUACAGGAAAUGUUCAACUGUAGUUUACCUUUCUCCCUAUUACUCAAGGGAGACACAAUGUCCCUUAAUUUGAAAAUCCGGUGCAAUUCAUAUGAAGUAUACGAAGUCCCUGCUAAUAGCUCAUCAACGAAUUCAAACAGAGCGGGGACAACACAGCAGAAUCCAGCUUAUAGAUGAUAAGAAAUUGUGUUGAUAUGUUUCAGCUCAAACCUAUAAGUCGAAACAUGUCAAGACCUGAAAAAAUCAUCAAAAAGUAGAUGCCGUGUUGUCCCUGCUUCGUUGGAAUUUUUUCCCCUAAUAAUUAGGCAGAGUUCAACAAAUAGUGUAACUGAUACAGACAUUGAAAAGACAUUUCCCUGGUAAAUGUUUGCUAUUUCCACUACGUUCAUACAUAGACAAGUAUAUCGGUUGCUGAGCUUUUUAGGGGGUGAAAUCAUUUAAAAUAUUUUCUCACUAGUUUUGCAGAAUUUAACAUAUAAAAACAUCACUGGUAGCACAGUGGAAAAGAUCCUUGCUUUGUAAUCAGAAGGUACCAGAAUUAUAUCUAUGUGUCAGAGGUAUUUUUGUGAAAAAAGGAUAUAACUCUCGUUAUAGUAAAUGUGUUAGCAACUCCAAGACUUAUCACGACGUCAAUAUUAUACAGUAUUACACAGAAUACUUUGUACUGUAAUAAUUCCACUGUGUUUGAAAAUAAGUCAAUAAAAAUAUCUAGUAUUUAGGUAAAAGCUGGCUAGUUUACAGUAUUACACAGAAUACUUUGUACUGUAGUAAUUCCACUGUGUUUGAAAAUAAGUCAAUAAAAAUAUCUAGUAUUUAGGUAAAAGCUGGUUAGUUUACAGUGUUUCACUUUUUUACCAAAUUUCAGUUACAUAAUUGUAGUUUUGCUAAAUUUAGAAAAUCACAGCAGAUCCCCAGCUAGAGGCAAUAUCUUAUCUUUUUUUUAAAUACAGCAAGAUGAUUUUAAAAAUUACAGUAGCAGUUUAUAUGUCUGUUCCUGAAGAAAGGUAAUUUAUAUUAACUGCAUAAUGUACACCUGCACGUUUCUAUGUAUUUCAAAUAGGAAAUAUGUAAACUAAAAUGUUUACAGGUUGUAUCAACUAUCCCAAUGUAUUCCAAUAUAUUUGCUUAAAUAUUGGAAUCAUUUUAUUUAGAUUUUGUUUUGAGUUUGAGCUUCAGGAAGCUUAUCAGUAUAACUUGAUUUUACUUUAUGACUAUAGCUAAUAGUUGUAGUUUUGGUGAUGAAGUAUUCUGUGUUAAUAAUGUCACUUAUACAUACAUUUAUAGUAUAUGCUGUUUGUUUUUGAAAUAUUGAAUGCUCACUAGAACUAACAGCAAAUCACUUCUAAAUUAUCCUUUAGUUACCAGUAAGGAUAUACAAAUGUCUAUAUAUUAUCUUAAAUAUUGUUUACUUCAUCUCCAAUCAAUUCCUACAUGUAUAUAUGUGAUCUUUGUGACUGAGUUAUUGAUUAUCAUAGUGGUCUGUACUUUUCCAAUGUGUCAUUAACCAAUCAUCAAAGUCUGAACUGCUUAUCAGCUAUGUAGUUACAGGCUGCAUAUUUUCGAACUGUUUAACUGGUUAAGGAAUAGGGUUAAUUUUUUCAACAUUUAUGAAGUCAUAACAACAUUGGGUUGCUGGACAUACUUCAUGAAUAACCUAACAUGUUUUUAUCGAGGAUUUACCCAGUAAUAAGUUGUCGUUGUCAGAGUUUUUGCAUUUACUAAACUUUCUAUUUUUCUUACUUGAAUAUUUUAAGGUGUAUCAGGAUAUUCCGUCUUUGCAUAUUGCAGAGUUAUCUUCUCUUGUGAGCAGGUAUUGAUUGUUGCGUCAUUGGUU